Molecule: messenger RNA, 2996 nt
Organism: Symsagittifera roscoffensis
Lineage: Eukaryota; Metazoa; Xenacoelomorpha; Acoela; Convolutidae
Product: ras-related protein Rab-3-like
Exons: 5
Coding region: 544-1233 (229 amino acids)
Biological process (GO): protein localization to plasma membrane; regulation of exocytosis; protein secretion
Cellular component (GO): synaptic vesicle; endosome; plasma membrane
Molecular function (GO): GTPase activity; myosin V binding; GTP binding
Source: RefSeq, a predicted model, not a curated record
ACUAUAAAAGGAACUGUUGCCUCUCAGUUUUUAUAUCGCUCUCAAUGUAUCAUUAUAUGUAUAUUUUAUCCAACAACACACUUCACAAAUUUCUUAUCAUUUUUCUUUCUGGUUUUUUUUUUGUCAAUUUCCUUUUUAUUUAGUCGGUUCUGAUCUCUAGACCGUCUGUUGCAUAUCUUCUCUCAAGUAUUUCAAACUUCCUUCGCUACUUGAACUCGGCCAAAUACAUGUACGAUUUAAAAAACAUUUGACUGAAACUGCGUCACAUUAUUCUUAAACCAUAUUUGGAGUUGGAGCAUUCGAAGUCAGUUAUCUCCUUAGUUUUUUCGCCGGAUAUCCCUUUUAUUGUUCCCAUUACAAGUCAGCUAUUCUAUUUUAAAUCUUACUUGGCAUAUCUUAGUAUCUGUAUCUUUCUCUAUCGUGUUGAGUUUCGAUUAAAUUUAGUUCUAACUUUAAAGUCAAACAAAUACCAUUUGCAUUAUUUCAAUCAUUACCUCUAGAACAUAUUCGGUAUGAAUUCGUUGAUAGGCUCUUAAGCCUCUGAUGGUUUUGAUGGGCGAUAGUAGAAUGGGUGGAGCUGUGACGGCGGGGGGCGGGGGAGGGGUGGCUGGGGGCGACCAGAACUUCGACUACAUGUUCAAACUCCUCAUCAUCGGCAACUCUUCGGUAGGGAAGACGAGUUUCCUGUUCAGAUAUGCCGACGAUUCCUUUACUUCCGCCUUCGUGUCAACCGUCGGCAUUGACUUCAAAGUGAAGACGGUGGUGCGCAAUAACAAGAGAGUCAAGCUUCAGAUAUGGGAUACGGCUGGCCAAGAGAGAUACAGGACUAUAACGACUGCCUACUACAGGGGGGCCAUGGGCUUCAUCCUCAUGUACGAUAUCACCAAUGACGACUCCUUCGUCUCAGUUCAGGACUGGUCCACACAAAUCAAAACCUACUCCUGGGACAACGCACAGGUCAUUCUGGUAGGGAAUAAAUGUGACAUGGAUGCUGAGCGAAUAGUAAAAGCACAGAGAGGAAGAGAUUUGGCUGACCAGCUCAACAUCGAGUUCUUCGAGACAAGCGCCAAGGAAAAUGUCAAUGUGAAAGAAGUGUUUGACCGACUAGUAGACAUCAUCUGUGAGAGAAUGGCAGAGUCAUUAGAAGCAGCCGGAGGUCCGGGAGGAGAUGCGGGCCAGGGCACCAGACUGAGUCAGAACCACGCGGGGGCACAAGGUGGAUGCAGUUGCUGAUUGACACAAGAUAACGUGCUUUACCCCCCUCUCAUUUACCCAGACAGAAACUUAAGACCUUUCCUCCUAGAUCAACAUACACACCCCCCCCCCCUCACCCAGCCUGCUCUCCCACUUCUACCUGGACGCUAACUCGAACGGGAAACGAAUUGAUGGAUAGUUACAAAAGGACUGAAAACAGUCGAAGCAUGUAAUUCUUGACACACACGCAUCUGCACAAACACACUGUACUUGUCACAGGUACACUUUAUUAAUAAUUAUGAAGAAGAUGAUGCCCGAAAAAUGGAGAAUUUAACUGAUGUGCAAUCAUUUUGUCACACAGCGGCAAAAGCACACGACGGUCACAAACGUUCACUUUUUCACUUCGACAUUUGAGUUAAUUGAUCCUCAUCUGUCUACGAUAAAUUUUUCUCUGCUGAUUUAUUUGUUCACUAGAAUUGACUACUGAGAAGAUUGAGAACCUUCACUGAGCAAUAUAAUGUGUAAUCAGCCGAUUUUUUGGUGAUUUAUAAACACACCUUCAAAUCAUCGACUGUGAACUCAGAUUUAAACAGAUUUUGCUGAGAUAUUAAUUAAUUGUAACUGAAAAAAUAUUAAUUGUAAUUUGAAAUCUGAUGUGUGUUCAAAAUGAAUUACCCUGUGGCAGGUCAACAAGUCUUUGUGAUGCGUUUUGCAAGUAUUAAGCGAAUAACUUUGUUUUUAGUAUCGGAGGUUUCAUUUGUAACGAGAUUGAAAUAACAUGAGAAAUUGUUUAAAAAAUUUUAGAUGUUUUUGACUUUUUGUUAAGUAUCUUUCUGUUAAGUAUUUAAUGCAGGAAAUUGGAAUCUCAAUUUUUAUUGUUUAAUUUUAUGGCUCUAAAAGGCUAAACAGUUAAAUUGGUGGUUUAAAAAUUAUUGCAUGAAACAUAUCAUCGUAAUAGACGCCAGAUAAUUGUUGGCCUGACCCUGGUUGAUUCUCAUUCGAAUUUUUGCCUAGAUGAAAUAAUUUACCCAGUCAACUGUGCUAUGAAUGUUAGAUGUUCAUUUGUAAUUUUUAUGCUCCCAGUUCGCAAAAAAAAAGAAAUUCCCUCUUAAUUGAGUCUAAACAAAUCGAAUACUUAAAAUAACCAUACCUUUUCCUUUCCUGGCUCAGAAAACUCGGCGUAAAUCUUUCUGGAAAAUGUUCAUCAGAAGUAAAUAUCCUUUAAAAAUUUGUUAAAAGUAAAAAACUUCUAAAAAAAAGCGUGAAAUAACCUGAAAAUUUUUUGGGCUGAUUUUGAACAAACUUUAAAAUCUGAGGUCCAGAAGUUUUACGACCGUGUUAAGGUGCUAUCACUACCACUCAAAAUUUGAAUCAGUUUCUGAUUGGUAUUAUGAUCUGGGCUAUGGGUUAACUAAACUGCUCCUUAGAACUCUCCUCUUUAUUACUUUACCACUCAUAGUGCAACAAGUAUGUUAUGCACUUUGAAAGACAUUGUCUGAUAAUUUCUGUAAAUUGAGUUUUGUCUGUAAAUUUAGAAUAUGCUUGUCUCAAAAGUAUGUUGCAAUUAAUUGCAUGGGUGAAUUGAAUUAUUCUGAAUUGAAAUUAUGAAUGUUAUCACAUCGUGUUGCGAUGUUCAACAAUAAUACAUAUUCAAAUUUAUUAUCAAUACUUCCUUUAUAAAUUCCUGUAAUUUUAUUCUUGUUGAUUUUUUUUUGCUAUUUGCUAAUUCUGAUCCAAUAUUUGUUAAUGUUAGUCAGUCGUUCUAAUGGAAGUUAUCUUUGGAAUUUAGCUCUUUUAGAUUC